AACGUUUCAUUACUUUCUUCUUCUCUUCACCGGCGGUGGUGAAACCUUUUAUUGCUGAUCCCCAACCCUAAAUAAUACCAGAUUGUUCUGUAGUUCUCCGUCUAUCUGGGAUUGAAUUCUCCCAAUAAACAAUCCUUGUUUCUACUUCCUUAAUAAAGUCAAUCAAUUUUGCUAGUGUUUUUAUCAAAUUAGCCUUUUCUUCUUUUUUUGGGGGGAAACCUGAAACAAAGCAGUAAAGAUGGUGUUAGCGCAAUUAGGAUCGAGCAUCUCGCGUGCUCUUCAGCAGAUGAGCAAUGCGACAAUCAUCGAUGAAAAAGUUCUUAACGAAUGCCUCAACGAGAUCACCAGGGCUUUGCUUCAAGCCGAUGUUCAAUUCAAACUUGUCCGAGAUAUGCAGACUAAUAUUAAAAAGAUCGUCAAUCUGGAUGACCUCGCUGCUGGUCACAAUAAGCGUAGGAUUAUCCAGCAGGCGAUAUUUAAUGAGCUCUGCAAGAUGCUGGAUCCCGGAAAACCUUCAUUCACCCCUAAGAAAGGCAAAACGAGUAUCGUAAUGUUUGUAGGAUUGCAAGGGUCGGGCAAAACUACUACAUGUACAAAAUACGCGUACUACCACCAGAAGAAGGGCUGGAAACCUGCUUUGGUAUGUGCUGAUACAUUUAGGGCUGGUGCUUUUGAUCAGUUGAAGCAAAAUGCAACAAAAGCUAAAAUCCCCUUUUAUGGAAGCUACAUGGAGUCAGAUCCGGUUAAAAUAGCAGUUGAAGGUGUUGAAAGAUUCAAGAAGGAAAACUGUGAUCUUAUAAUUAUUGACACCAGUGGACGCCACAAACAGGAAGCAGCCCUUUUUGAAGAGAUGCGUCAAGUUUCCGAAGCAACUAAUCCAGAUCUUGUUAUAUUUGUCAUGGAUAGCAGUAUCGGUCAGGCAGCUUUUGAUCAAGCCCAAGCAUUCAAGCAAAGUGUUGCAGUUGGAGCUGUUAUUGUUACUAAAAUGGAUGGUCAUGCAAAGGGAGGUGGUGCUCUUAGUGCGGUUGCAGCUACUAAAAGUCCUGUCAUAUUUAUUGGGACUGGUGAACAUAUGGAUGAAUUUGAAGUUUUUGAUGUAAAACCAUUCGUAAGCCGUCUUUUAGGCAUGGGUGACUGGUCUGGCUUCAUGGACAAAAUUCAUGAAGUUGUCCCAAUGGAUCAACAGCCUGAGCUGCUUCAAAAGCUUUCUGAAGGAAAUUUCACAUUGAGGAUUAUGUACGAGCAAUUCCAGAACAUACUGAAAAUGGGACCAAUUGGACAGGUAUUCUCAAUGCUCCCAGGAUUUAGUGCAGAGUUGAUGCCAAAAGGUCAUGAAAAGGAAAGCCAGGCAAAGAUCAAACGCUACAUGACAAUGAUGGAUUCAAUGACGAACGAAGAGUUGGAUAGUUCCAAUCCCAAGUUAAUCAAUGAAUCACGGAUAAUGCGGAUAGCAAGGGGGUCUGGUCGUCAAGUAAGAGAAGUGAUGGAAAUGUUCGAAGAGUACAAGCGCCUUGCCAAGAUCUGGAGCAAGAUGAAAGGACUCAAAAUCCCAAAGAAGGGAGAAAUGAGUGCCUUAUCUCGAAAUAUGAACGCUCAGCACAUGAGCAAAGUUCUCCCACCUCAGAUGCUGAAGCAGAUUGGUGGGAUGGGAGGUCUGCAAAACUUGAUGAAGCAAAUGGGCUCGAUGGGCUCUGCUAAAGAGAUGAUGGGGAUGUUUGGAGGUGGAGAUAAGUAGUUCCUUUGCAUCUUGGACAAAUGGGUGACUGAUCUGUCUUCACAUGCUAAGUGGUUUUAGUUGAGAGGACGGCCAUUGUGACUCUGAAGCACCUGGUCGUCUCUUGUUACUCUCUGCGCAUCAGUUUUUGAUAAUCACGCAAGGGUGAUGGAGUAAUUGAAUUUUUAAUGACGGAAGGAUCUCCCUGUUUUAUACCUCUGUAGCAACUGGGUUUUCAGUUUUGUAUGUAUUUAGUGGAAAGCUUUUUUUUUUGGCCCCAUGGAAUAGGUUUAGAUUAUUUUGGUCUGAUACCUCUUUAAAGUUAAGAUGUGUCUCAACUUUUCUUUUUCAAUUACUAACAUGUAGAACAUUCAAUGAAGUAAGGAUGCCUGCAUGCGGUCUCUUCAGUUAA
Coffea eugenioides is the source of this 2126-nucleotide messenger RNA. RefSeq names its product signal recognition particle 54 kDa protein 2. Lineage: Eukaryota; Viridiplantae; Streptophyta; Magnoliopsida; Gentianales; Rubiaceae. Gene Ontology annotation, biological process: SRP-dependent cotranslational protein targeting to membrane; SRP-dependent cotranslational protein targeting to membrane, translocation. Gene Ontology annotation, molecular function: endoplasmic reticulum signal sequence receptor activity; GTP binding; ATP hydrolysis activity. The record is from RefSeq and is a predicted model, not a curated record. Gene Ontology annotation, cellular component: cytosol; signal recognition particle, endoplasmic reticulum targeting. Bases 239 to 1735 code for a protein of 498 amino acids. The transcript is spliced from 9 exons.